AUGCCACACAAAGCGACGGUGCCGGAGUCGGAGGCCGUGAGGGACACCGAUGGCGAGCGGUGUCGGUUCCUUUGCUGCCUGCUCAGCGCAGUUACCCAGCUCAAAACUGACCUGGAGACGGGGCAGUGGUGGUUUGUGCACCCCCCCCACAGCAGGAACAGGAAAAACGCCAUCGGGACCGAAGCUCGUGAGCAGGGACGGAUGUCUGACCGCCCGGCCGCCUCCGCGCGUGCCACCCUGCUAGGCCGGGCGUCCGUCGCACGCUCGCUGCCGAAGCACAGGAUGACGGUGUCCAACUUCUCCGGCAGCUUUUCCAGCGUCGUUGACUGGCCCCAGGCACCCUCCACCACGCGGUGCCGGCAGGGGGUGACUUCGUUUUAUGGCAGAUUCAGGCACUUCUUGGACAUCAUCGAUCCUCGCACUCUCUUUGUUACUGAGAGUCGCCUGAAGGAAGCCGUGCAGUUGUUGGAGGAUUACAAGCACGGGACUCUGCCCCCGGGAGUCACCAACAAGGAGCUGUGGGGAGCUCAAAAAAUAAAGCAGGCCAUCAUCCAUCCCGACACAAAUGAGACCAUCUUCAUGCCUUUCCGAAUGUCAGGUUACAUUCCCUUUGGAACGCCCAUCGUUGUUGGUCUUCUCUUGCCCAACCAGACGCUGGCAUCCACUGUGUUUUGGCAGUGGUUGAAUCAGAGCCACAACGCGUGCGUCAACUAUGCAAACCGCAACGCGACGAAGCCUUCUCCGACAUCCAAGUUCAUCCAGGGCUACUUGGGAGCUGUCAUAAGUGCUGUCUCAAUAGCAGUGGGCCUUAAUGUUCUGGUUCAGAGAGCAAACAAGUUUACCCCCGCCACUCGUCUCUUGAUCCAGAGGUUUGUGCCAUUCCCCGCAGUCGCUAGUGCCAAUAUCUGCAAUGUUGUCCUGAUGAGGCACACGGAGCUGGAAGAAGGAAUUGAUGUUUUGGACAAUAACGGAAACAUUGUCGGGUCUUCCAGAAUUGCUGCGAAACACGCACUGCUAGAAACAGCCCUGACUAGAGUGGUCCUGCCAAUGCCUAUACUGGUUCUACCUCCAAUUAUUAUGUCCAUACUGGAAAAAACAUCGCUCCUGAGGUCCCGUCCCCGGAUGAUUCUCCCAGUCCAAAGCCUUGUGUGCCUCGCUGCCUUUGGCCUGGCCCUCCCCUUGGCCAUCAGUCUCUUCCCGCAGAUGUCCGAGAUCGAGACGUCUCGGCUGGAGCCAGAAAUCGCAAUGGCCACCACCAGUAAGACUGUAGUCUACAAUAAGGGAUUGUAAGUGGAAGCGGACAGUCUCAGCCCAGAAGACCUGGGGA
Molecule: messenger RNA, 1327 nt
Organism: Opisthocomus hoazin
Lineage: Eukaryota; Metazoa; Chordata; Aves; Opisthocomiformes; Opisthocomidae
Source: RefSeq, a predicted model, not a curated record